AUGGAUUCGUUCGUUCAGGGAGGUCCUGCCGUGGAGCAUGGAGCUGUGGUGCUGGUUUGGAAGGCAUUACUUUUACUGAUCCUCACGUGCGGCAAUUUACUCGUCGCAGCAAACGCGGACUUUUACAAUACGUAUGAUGUGCAGCUUUACGCCACGCCCGACGACUGUCGCUCGAACGAGUACUACGAUCUUUUCGCCUUGAAGUGUAGCCUGUGCGACGACGGAUUACACCUGGUACCAGCCAAAGACAAGUUAUCCUGUGCGUGUAACGACCAAUCGGUAGCCACCCGUGACCAUGACAGUGUCCUUCAGCGCCCGGUUUGCCAAAAUGUGAGCGAAUUUUUCGCCCAGUUCAGCGCCGGCGAACGAUUCGAUACGGUGAACUUCUGCAAAACCAUCCAAGUAGGCAUCGUCAAUACGACCAAAUCCACCAGAACCGUGUACCAACGGCGGCGAACCUUCCCACCCGGCAACGAACGGUCGGUGUGCGAAUGCGACCUAAAGGCCAACGUGCUGUACACCGAGCGGGAUGGUGCCGGCAUUGCUGACCCGCGAGCUGCUCAUAACUUUUGCAUACCCCUGUCACUGCUCCGGGACGUACAGCACUUCCCGGCGUUCAGCUUGAACCGGUUCCUGCACCAGAACCGUCAGAACGUGAACGUGUACAAAAAUGUCAAGUAUCUAAUGGUGUUUUGUCAUGUGAUGCGAAGCAUGCAGCAUUGCCAGCAUUUGGCGAACCUAUGCGUUCUCAGCUUCUACAGCCUGGACCGGCAUUCGCCAUGUGCCAUUUUCUACACCUUCCAAACGUACGAUCUGACCGCGCUUGGUGCGGCUGGGUUGGGUGGUGGUGGUGUCCCCAGUGUGGUCAGUGCGAGUCAAAGCUACCUGGCGGGUGAUGGAGCUGGUGGCGGGACCGGACCCAAGUUGGGGCCAGAUGUCGCACGGCCUGGAUUAUUCUAUCGCCGCGGGAAGUACGUCAGCGAGCUGUUGGAGAAGUAUCUGGACUUCAGCUACGAUAGUGAUGCUAAAAAUCAGAUAAACAACACGCUCAAUUUCACCUUGGUAAGCUACGAUUUGCACGGCCAUUUGCGCCACUUUCGCGAGAUGCGCUUUGCCGACCUGAACCUAUGCGAACGGUACGACGUCAGCCAGGAGCAACGGGUACGCUUUGGUCAGAACUACCGGCGAAAGUGCAUCCUGAACGUGAACAGGCUCGUGGUGGACUUCCGCGAGGUCGAGUUCCUGUCGCUGUACGUCAGCUAUCACGAGCAGCGGGUUAGGCUGAUGCGUUCGGUGCCGGUGCUAAUCCGGGAUGCCUUCAACCAAAACGCCGACCCGGAACCGGACCGAUGGCAGCUCGUGAAGCGGUUCCUGCUUGUGGACACCGUUUCGGGGUUGAACGAGCUGCACAAACCGAAGCAGUUCGGCGAGAUUGACGUGAGGAGUCAGUUUUUCUUUCUCCGGUACGUCAAGAGAAUUGAGUUGGAGUUCAGGCUACAUCCGGACCAUGGUAAACACCCGAACCGGAUCGCCAUACCGCUGGUACGGAUGGAGUACGCGUUGCUCAACAUGUCAGCUGCCCAGGUCCCGCAGGUGGGAAAUACGGUCGAGUUUGAGUUCCACGUGUCAUUCACAAAGGCGUACAGCUAUUCUUCCUUGCUGGAGAUUCUGCUCCCGAUCUUCGUACUGCUCGCAUUUUCUAUGGCCGUUUUCCAGACGUACUGUUACAAGUUGCGGCAGAGCAAACAGUACUACGACAUGGAGAUAUUCUGGAACUUUUGCAUCUUUCUUGGUUCGUACCUCGGUGCGGUGUUCCUGAUCGUGUCAGGUACUAUUGUGCUGCACGCGUUUUGCAUCUUCAAAACUCAGAGCACGAUUCACUUGUUGCCGCCGCUGGAAGCACAAAACGUGGUGGAAGUUUUCAUCUAUGUAGCGUUCGCUUUAAAGAUUGUCAAACUGAUUCGUGUGUUCUUCUGCAUGGCUAACGUCGACAUUUUCUUCAUCGACUGGGAGCGACCGAAGAUAUUCGAUAUUGGCAACAUGGGCCAACGAUUGCACCAGCUGGACACUCCUUCGAUUGCGUCGAGCACAAACACAAAACCCACCUCGCACGAUAGCGUAUCGGCGUGGCGCAACUAUUUCAUCGCGAACGAAUGGCAAGAGUUGGCGACCCGAAGGAAGAUUUCCAUGUUCGCCCACCUCGUCCUGUUGGUGCUGGCGUUUGUUAUAUUGGGUUUCGAAAAUUGGGCUUCCAAUGCGUUCCAUCUGCAUGUGCAUCGGAACGAUGAGUUUCUGGGGUCGCCAGACAAAAUGCUUUUCCUAGCAGUUGCGAUGUUGAUCUACACCACGGUGUACAUCGCGCAGCGAUUGUACAAUUGGCUGUUUCAUGAUCGAUUCAUAGAGAAUGCGAUCCAGCAGUUUAUCGACGUUGCGUCCAUUGCGAAUAUAUCCGUGUUCAUACUGAGCAUGGAAUCGUACGGAUACUACAUCCACGGUCGAUCGCCGCAUGGCUUUUCCGACACGGACAUGUGCUCGAUGAUUAUGCAGUUCAAGCGCGAGGAAGACAACCUUUGCGGAAAUCGUGGUCUGUUGCCGGGCUCCGAGCAACAAACGUACUCCAUUUUAGUGCCAAAGAAUCUACGGUUGUUCUACGACAAGCUGAUCACGCCUUUGCGAAAUUCGUCCUCGUUGGGACCGCAUCAACACUUGAACCAACCGCAAUUGAUCGGGAGCGCUAAGAUGAGCACGAGCGAAGUUUUCACCAGCCCGGGCGGCGGCCGUUUGGAGUACAAUUUUGAACGGACCAUACUGACGUACUAUAAUGUUAAUCGGUUUUUCGCGGCAUUUGUCGAUCAUGCACUGAAAGAUCUGGACUACAUCAUUCAAGAGCGAAGCAUUUUGGAAAACAUUCUGAACUGUGAAUUCCAGAGUUACGUAACGGAAAAUAAGGGCGUUUUCUACAUUGAUAACGGCCACUCAUUCGAUCAGAUUCUGUUCUAUGGGAAUGAAGGCAUAUUCUUCCAGGUUGAAUUGUUGCUGUUCUGCUGCGUUGUGUUGCUGACCGAAAAUUACCUUCUGGCGAUAAUUGUCAUCGGAAUCGCGUAUAAAUGCUUUGAGGUAGUGAUGAAUUACGUGCUGAAAAAUAAUCUUGCCAAGAAAACGUUAAUCGACAAACGAUUUUUGAUAUAA
Molecule: messenger RNA, 3189 nt
Organism: Anopheles nili
Lineage: Eukaryota; Metazoa; Arthropoda; Insecta; Diptera; Culicidae
Product: meckelin
Exons: 8
Coding region: 1-3189 (1062 amino acids)
Biological process (GO): cilium assembly
Cellular component (GO): MKS complex; ciliary transition zone
Source: RefSeq, a predicted model, not a curated record